CCCGCACCCCCCGCAAUAUAUGAGGGCACCGCGGCUCCUUUUGGACUAAUCUGCCGGACCGAGUCCAGCUGCAAGAACCUCCCGGAACCAGACCGAGUUCGACCGCACCGAUCCCGGUAACUUACGACGAUGAGGCUGCCUCUGUUACUCCUCCAGCUGGUGCUUGCUCCAGCCCUUUUGGUGUCCGCUGAGGACUACUGGGAAGACUGGGGUGCAUUCGGGCCAUGCAGUCGGACCUGCGGCGGUGGUGUGAUGAUCAGAAGCAGACGCUGCGUCACCCACAGAAAUGACGGAGGGUUCAACUGCGUCGGACCUGACAAGUCUUAUCUGGCCUGUAACACUGAGCCGUGUCCCGCGGGAACCAAGGAUUACCGCGAGGAGCAGUGCGCCCAGUUCGACGGGACCGACUUCAAGGGGACCCGCUACUCCUGGCUGCCUUAUUAUGGAGCCGAGAACCCCUGCGAGCUGAACUGCAUACCAAGGGGAGGGAACUUUGUCUACCGCCACAGCGCCGCCGUUAAGGACGGGACACCUUGCCACCCGGGACGCCAUGAUAUCUGCGUGGAGGGAGUCUGCGCGCACAUGGGCUGCGACCACAUGCUGAACUCCCCUCUGCAAGAGGACCCCUGUCUGGUGUGCGGAGGCAACGGGCACUCCUGCUCACUGGUCAAGAACACCUUCACCGCACAGCGUCUGGCCCACGGUUAUAACCAUGUCGUCACCAUCCCCGCUGGAGCCACCUCCAUCAGCAUCAGAGAGAAGAAACCCUCACGCAAUUACCUGGCCGUCAAGAACCUGCAAGGAGAUUACUACCUGAACGGCCACUGGUCCCUCGAGUUCUCCCAGGCCACGCACAUUGCCGGCACCAAACUGUACUACCAACGAGGCGUCGAGGGCGACAGCACUCCCGAGUCCAUCAUCGGCCGCGGACCCACCACCGAGCCCCUCGUCGUGGAGCUGAUCAGCAUGGAGCCCAACCAGGGCGUGGAUUACGAGUACUACCUUCCCGUGGGACACCCCACAGCGGGAUACGCCUGGAGCUUCGGAUCUUGGUCCGCCUGCAGCAAAGAGUGCGGAUUAGGCUUCCAGUCCAGAGCCGUCUACUGCUCCAUCGACAACGAGGCCGUGCCCGACAACCUGUGCCCGUACUACGCGCGGCCCAUCCACAACAGAACCUGCAACCCUCAGGCCUGCCCUGCCACCUACACCUGGAGAACCGGCGAGUGGAACGACUGCUCCGUCCGGUGCGGCGGCGGCUUCCAGUAUCGCGGCGUGGACUGUCUCUACAAUGACGAGUUGGGACCCCGCGUGGUCGAGGACGCCUACUGCGCCCAGUACUCCCAGGCACCCACCGACCAGCAGUACUGCAACAUGCAGCGCUGUGACGAGCACCCCGGCAGAGCGAUCAUUUCCGAAAUCCCCUCUGAAAAUGCCGUCGAGUGCCGCAGAACCACCUACGGGUGCUGCUACGACCGCACCACCGCCGCAGCUGGGCCCAAUGGCGAGGGCUGCCGCGACCCACCAGCACCUUAUGAGCGUUCCAUCUGCUCGCUGCCCAAGGCCGCCGGAUCCUGCUCCAGCUGGAGGGCGCAUUACUUCUUCAAUGUUCUAACUGCCAAGUGUACCGAGUUCUGGUAUGGAGGCUGCUUUGGCAACAGCAAUAACUUUGACACGCAGGAGGAGUGCGAGAGGGUCUGCCACGAGCCCAAUGGCAGAUCAAAUGGAAACGGAAACGGCUACAACGGAAAUGGAAACGGAAACGGUAAUGGUGGCACCAACGGAAAUGGUAAUGGUGUCGCCAACGGAAACGGUAAUGGUGGCACCAACGGAAAUGGUAAUGGUGUCGCCAACGGAAACGGUAAUGGUCACGCCAACGGAAACGGUAAUGGUGGCACCAACGGAAAUGGUAAUGGUGUCACCAACGGAAACGGUAAUGGUGGCACCAACGGAAAUGGUAAUGGUGUCGCCAACGGAAACGGUAAUGGUCACGCCAACGGAAACGGUAAUGGAAAUGGCAACGGCGACACCAAUGGAAACGGUAAUGGCGGUGUCAAUGGAAACGCUAAUGGCAGGGCCAACAGAAAUGGAAACGGUAACGGCCGCGCCAAUGGAAAUGGAAACGUUAACGGCCACGCCAACGGAAAUGGAAACGGUAACGGCCGCACCAACGGAAAUGGAAACGGUAACGGCCGCGCCAACGGAAAUGGAAACGGUAACGGCCGCGCCAACGGAAAUGGUAAUGGCCGUGCCAACGGAAAUGGUAACGGAAAUGGAAACGGUAACGGCCGCUCCAACGGAAAUGGUAAUGGCCGUGCCAACGGAAAUGGUAACGGAAAUGGAAACGGUAACGGCCGCACCAACGGAAACGGUAACGGCCGCACCAACGGAAACGGUAAUGGUAACGGUUCCCUAAAUGGAAAUGGUAACGGCCGCACCAACGGAAACGGUAAUAGUAACGGUUACCCAAAUGGAAAUGGAAAUGGUAACGGCCGCUCCAACGGAAACGGUAACGGUUACCCAAAUGGAAAUGGCAAUGGAAAUGGUAAUGGUAAUGGUUACCCAAAUGGAAAUGGAAACAGUACCGGCCACUCCAACGGAAACGGUAAUGGUCACGACAAUGGAAAUGGAAACGGUAACGGUUACCCAAAUGGAAAUGGAAAUGGAAACGGUAACGGCCGUUCUAAUGGAAACGGUAAUGGUCCCGUCAAUGGAACUGGCAACGGUCACUCCAACGGAAACGGAAAUGGAAACGGCGAGCAUGACAACGGAAAUGGCAACGGUCACUCCAACGGAAACGGCGAGCAUGACAACGGAAAUGGCAACGGUCACUCCAACGGAAAUGGAAAUGGAAACGGCGAGCGUGGCAACGGAAAUGGCAACGGUCACUCCAACGGAAACGGCGAGCAUGACAACGGAAAUGGCAACGGUCACUCCAACGGAAACGGCGAGCAUGACAACGGAAAUGGCAACGGUCACUCCAACGGAAACGGCGAGCAUGACAACGGAAAUGGCAACGGUAACUCCAACGGAAACGGCGAGCAUGACAACGGAAAUGGCAACGGUCACUCCAACGGAAAUGGAAAUGGAAACGGCGAGCGUGGCAACAGAAAUGGCAACGGUCACUCCAACGGAAAUGGAAAUGGAAACGGCGAGCGUGGCAACGGAAAUGGCAACGGUCACUCCAACGGAAAUGGAAACGGCGAGCAUGACAACGGAAACGGUAACGGUCACUCCAACGGAAAUGGAAACGGCGAGCAUGACAACGGAAAUGGAAACGGUCACUCCAACGGAAAUGGAAACGGCGAGCAUGACAACGGAAAUGGCAACGGUCACUCCAACGGGAACGGAAAUGGAAACGGCGAGCAUGACAACGGAAAUGGCAACGGUCACUCCAACGGAAAUGGAAACGGCGAGCAUGACAACGGAAACGGUAACGGUCACUCCAACGGAAAUGGAAACGGCGAGCAUGACAACGGAAAUGGAAACGGUCACUCCAACGGAAAUGGAAACGGCGAGCAUGACAACGGAAAUGGAAACGGUCACUCCAACGGAAAUGGAAACGGCGAGCAUGACAACGGAAAUGGCAACGGUCACUCCAACGGGAACGGAAAUGGAAACGGCGAGCAUGACAACGGAAAUGGUGAGGACCACAACGGAAACGGAAAUGGUCGCUCCAACGGAUAUGGACAGCGCGGCAACGGAAACGGAAAUGGUGAGGACCACAACGGAAAUGGAAACGGUGAGCACAGAAACGGAAACGGCCACUCCAACAGAAACGGAAAUGGUCGCUCCAACGGCAACGGUGGCAGGAUAGCUGCCAAUGUGGCCCAUACUGCCCACAAAGCCCGUUUGUACAUGAAGGCCCGCAAGCCUUACUUCAUCACAGUGAAAAAGCACUUCAUCCCCGCAGCCAGUUUGACUUUGCCAGCCCAGGUGAGGAUCGACCAGUCGGACCCGUCCGCCGUGGAGGCCCUGGUGGGCCAGACGGUGGUGCUGCCCUGCAGAGUCAGCCCGCCGCCGCCGUCGUCGUCAUCCAGUGCGGUCACAGUGGUAGAGUGGAGGAAGGACGGAGUCGCACUCGCGUCACACAGAAGUUUCCCGAAACGCGUCAAUUGGCUUCCGCUCGGGUCUUUGCUGCAGACGUCAGGAGCAGCCGAACGGUUCGCUGCUUCUCGGUCCCGUCGGCAAGUCGGACGCCGGCUGGUUCUUGUGCGUGGCCACCAGGGAGCAGGAGAGAGAUCACCGCUACGUUUACCUGACCGUCUCAGAGGCGGCGUCCCAGCCGCAGACCACCUCCCCGCCCGCGGACGGACCCUCGCCAGAGUUCAGCCUGGAGCGCUCCGCCUCGUCUUUGGUGGAGACGCGAGCGGGACAAGCGGCCCGGGUGCCGUGCGCCGUCGUACCCGCGGCCGCGCUGCCGUACGUCAGCGUACAGUGGACGCGCGACGGACGCGCGCUCGCCGACUCCAGAACUUUGCGAAGGAAAUUUUCAAGGCUCUGAAUGAAAAGUUUGUCCAGCAGUCAGAUGGCGCGCUGCUCAUUGAGUCGCUCCAGACGGAGGACGCCGGCGUGUACACUUGCUCCGCCUCCACGCAACAUCAUCUGGAGCAGAGACACGUACAACUUAGAGUCCAAGCCGCCCUGCAGAUUACCAAAGCUCCCGACAACAUCCAGGUCCCUAAAGGCAGCGCGGCCCUGCUGCCCUGCGUUGCGUCGGGGGACAACGUCAGCAUCGGCUGGUCCAGGAACGGCGUCCCGGUGCGUCCGGACGGGCGUAAGGUCCAGGCGUCACCCGACGGGAGCCUGAUCUUGAACAACGUGCAGACGUCCGACGAGGGCACCUACACGUGCAACGCCUACGCCGGCGUCUAUUCGGUCAGCGCCUCGGCCGACGUACGCGUCGCCAAAGACGCGCGGACAGGUAGGCGUGGCCACGACGUCAUCGUCAUCGUCAUCAUCAUCGGGGACGGCGUGCUCGGACCAGCCCGAGCUGGCCAACUGCAAGCUGGUGGUCUACGCCCGCCAGUGCGCCAACCAGUACUACGCCGCCUUCUGCUGUGCCAGCUGUGCCCGCCAAGCACGGAGCGGCGACAGGUUAGCUCGGUGACACCGCGGUGCUGGUUCUGGCGGUGCGCUCCGUUUUUAGGGUGGGGUACCGAGAAGGGAGGGGUUAAGAUGCUUUGAGGCCUCUGGGCUGCACGGGGCGCGGCGCGCCAGGCCUCAAAUAUUCUCAUCAUCUUAUUGCCAUUUCAUCAUAUUGUUUUAUUUUUGUAUGUUCACAAUAAAAACAAUGCA
This is a messenger RNA of Phycodurus eques (leafy seadragon), 5295 nucleotides long. Its product is annotated as papilin-like. Gene Ontology annotation, cellular component: extracellular matrix. Gene Ontology annotation, molecular function: metalloendopeptidase activity; serine-type endopeptidase inhibitor activity. The record is from RefSeq and is a predicted model, not a curated record. The transcript is spliced from 23 exons. Gene Ontology annotation, biological process: extracellular matrix organization. Lineage: Eukaryota; Metazoa; Chordata; Actinopteri; Syngnathiformes; Syngnathidae. Bases 130 to 5184 code for a protein of 1684 amino acids.